This is a messenger RNA of Onychostruthus taczanowskii (white-rumped snowfinch), 6633 nucleotides long. RefSeq names its product thrombospondin type 1 domain containing 1 (gene THSD1). Bases 476 to 3034 code for a protein of 852 amino acids. The record is from RefSeq and is a predicted model, not a curated record. The transcript is spliced from 5 exons. NCBI's taxonomy places the organism in Eukaryota, Metazoa, Chordata, Aves, Passeriformes, Passeridae. Gene Ontology annotation, cellular component: cell periphery; cell surface.
GGGAGCCGAGCCCGGCGGUCCCGGGGCGCGGGCGGGUCGCUGGGUGCCGAGGGGUGUGGCGGUGAGGAGCCCGGGCUGCCCGGGGCUCGGAGCCGGUCGGGGCGCGGCUGUCGGCGCGGAGCCGGCGGGCACGGGCGGGGAGAGCCGUCGGUCGGAGCGAGUGGUGCCGCGGGAUCGCGCCGUGAUCGCCGUGACGCGCGGUCCUGGAGGUGUUCUAAAACACCCGUGUGCCGGCAGGUCCCCGGUUUGCCCCCGCCCCGGUAUUCUCUGUGGUCGCCUCUGCCCCGGAGGCAGCGGCCGUCCCGCCCGGAGCCCCGGCGCUCCAGCGCUCUCGGAGUGCCGGGAGCAUCGGCACGGGCAGCGACUGCCCGGGUUUCACCCGAGCCCGCAAUAGGUGUUCUUGGAAAAUGUGCUGGCACUUUGGAGCUGAAAAAGGACAUGAGGAGUAAAAGGACCCAGGAUCUCACUGUUCAGAAUGAAAUAUAUGUUGAAAGAUUUUUCAAAUCUAUUGUUAGUAGUGCUCUGUGACUACGUUCUCGGCGAAGUGGAGUAUCUCCUGUUGGAGCACCCGGAUCAUGUAGCUUUCAGCAACGACACAGUGUCUGUGGAGUAUCAGUACUACAGUGGUGGUAAUGUGACAGCAGAGCAUGUGUCCAUCCUUUUAUUGGAUGCCAGCACCAGUGAGAUAAUUGCAAGAAAACAGCUUCCCGCAAAUCAGUCCCAGGGGACGGUGGUGUUUGAGUGUUUCCAUUUCAAAAGUGCUGGUGAUUUCUUGUUCAGAAUGGUCUCUCCCAGUGACAACAGCAGUGCUGCCCAGUGGAGCAGAAGCAGCAUGUCCACGCUCCAUGUGGAAUGGCCUGUAUUUCACAUUGAUUUGAACAGGAGUUCAGAGAUGCUUGGGAGCUCCCUUCAGGUUGGACUUUUUACAAAUGAGCAGUUAUGUGCCAUGAACAAGACUGUGAUUUCACUGGAUGUGAUAUUCACCAGCACCCUUUAUGAAUUCAGAAGAGUAUGCUCUGAUGAGACUCUGGGCAUUAGAACUAGCAAAAUAAUCCCCCUGUCUAGGUCCCAGUGGGUAGAGUUUGAUUGCCCACCUGUUGGUCAAGAAAUAUACAUUACUGUGUUACUGAAAUCGUUAGAAACACAUUCCAUCAUUGCCUCCGUAGGACCUGUAGAUCUCCUCCACAAAUUUGGAUACAGACUGGUUGUGGCAGCAGAAGACACAUGCAAAACUUUGGUUCAGGUCUCCGUAAUCUCUCCACCAUGCACUUCUAUCAGUGGAAAAAUCGUUGUUUAUAAAGAGGCUCUCAAGCAUUCGAGUCAAAGAACAACUUGGCUGUAUGAAAGCAUCCUUCAUCCAGGAGACAACAGGACAGAAUUUAACUGCACUUUGUUUGAUGUGGGGAAGAACAAAUACUGCUUUGACCUCCUCAACUUCUCAAACCGAAGCUAUUUUCCAGCAAGAGUUAAGGAGUGUAUGCUGAUCCAAAGGAAUAUGGAAACGUGGAGCCGGUGGCAGCCCUGGAGCCCGUGCAGUGUCACCUGUGGGGACGGAAUCCGGGAGCGCUUCCGAGAGUGCCUCACCUCCUCGCCGGCAAAACCAGGCUGCGCUGGAUCGCCAAGGGAGACUUCCCUGUGCUCACUGGAGGAGUGUGUGUCUGUCCAGCCUCCCACCCCACCUUCUGUUCAGCCAGGAGAGGACCAGAAAGCAAAUAAUAUAGUUACCAUCACAGGUAUCUCCCUGUGCUUGUUCAUCAUCUUUGCCACAGUUCUUAUCACUCUCUGGAGGAAGCUCUGCAGAGCUCAGAAGUGCAGCACCGCUGUCCGACGAAACUCCGUCCAUUCCCCCGGCUUCCGGAAAAACUCAGAUGAGGAGAACAUUUGCCAAGGCAACAAGCAACGGGACAGCUUUGCUGAAGGAGGGGAUGCCCCUGUUAACAUUCCCCUAACCUACAGGCGAAGCCUCCAAUUUGCCCAAGAAGAUGAUGUGUCUGGAAGUGAAAGCUUUCAGCCAAAUGCCCAAAAAAUAAUCCCUCCAAUUUUCAGCUACCGUCUGGCACAGCAGCAGCUGAAAGAGAUGAAGAAGAAAGGCCUGACGGAGACCACUAAGGUGUACCAUGUCUCUCAGAAUCCUCUCACUGACACGGUUCUUGGUGCCACCUCGAUGCUUCCUCUGAGUGGGGAAAACCAAGAGGAGGCAGCAGCAAACAAAUUUCGGAUCAAAUCUCCAUUUCUGGACCAGCCAGCCAGUCAGCCCAAGUUCCUGGGAGAAGGCUCUCACCCUAGGUUGGAUUUUCCAUUCUCACAGGCCAAUCCUGCAGUGAGCCCUACCCAAACCUUGGUAAGAAGAGGUCAUUUCAAGCACCAAGAUAACAGAGUGGACUUGCCUGAGAGGGGCUGUCACAGAAACUCACAGUUCAGAAGAACAGCCAGUUUCCAUGAAACUAAAAAGGCCAGGCCUUUCAGAGAGAGAAGCAUGUCUACUCUCACACCUCGACAGACUCCCCUCUACAACUCCAGGACCAGGACGUGGGACCAGGGUCUGGAGGACAGGACACGGCCAAAAUCGAGAAACGCUAAUGCAGCUUGUGAAAAGCUGGAUCAGCCCCACGGCACUGUGCUGGGGUGUGAACCACAGGGCCAUGGCGCAAAGCCCCACCACAGGGCAGGUCCCCCAGUGAGGAAGCUGGACCUGAUCACAGAUCGCCAGCCUGCUGGUCAGGAGAAGGCAGCUGAGAAACCUGAACCCAGCCGAAGUAAGAGGGGCCCUUCACCUAACCCCAAAGGCGUGUGGCGGAAAGAGACCGGCCCAAAUGGCAAAGAUAAUUCCCAGAGAGGCCUGAGCGUCAGCCCUGCCCAGUAUCGAAGGGACAAGUGCCAGAGCUUCCCCCUGGACCCUGAGUUUGCCUUUUAUGACAAUUCUACUUUUGGCUUAACGGAGGCAGAGCAGCAGAUGAUCGACCUCCCUGGGUAUUUUGGCUCAAAUGAAGAAGAUGAAACAAGUACUCUGAGCAUUGAGAAGCUGGUGAUCUGAGUGACUCAUUGCAGCCCUGCAGGAGUGGCGUGCGUGGGAGAGGAUCUGCAGGAUCGGUUGGCUUCUGGUGAAAGAAAAAGCAAGAAUCACGUUACCUCCACACACAGCAGCAGGGAGUAAUGCCCCAGGUCUGGCUUGUGGGAACAUAUUCCUUUCUAAUUACUGAAAAGUGCUUUCAUAUAAUUAUUUUUUGUAUGUAUGUGUGUACAAGACACACAAAGUACCCUGGGAAAGAAGGUGUUAGUUAAGGUGUGGCGCAGGAAUGGCCAAUAGAUUUUAUUGUGUAAAGCAGUCAUGUUUUGUGCAUCAUACAUGAUAAAUGCCGCUGACAUUUCCCACCUUGUCUACUGUGUACUGGUAGACUGUGAGAUACUGAAGCAUCCACUGUCCAGCACCCUCAGCCAUCUGCCCUGAUUAGUGAAUCAUUUCCCAUCUAGAAAGCACAAAGCUCAAUCUGUGGGCAGUUUUUAUAAUUUUUCUGAUAGUCGUCAGUGAACUGCAUUGAUUUGUAGGUGUUGCUCAAAUAACUCAUAUGGUGAGGGGUGUUUUAGCUGGUUGCAUGAAAGUGCAAACAAUUGAUGCUGAAUACUUGAGUGAAUUUAAAUUGAGGAGACAUUUUCAUCAUUCAAGACUUGAUAUUUUCUUACUGUCAAUAUUUAUCAAGAAAACAAUGUAAAAAUAUUUGCAGGAAAUCAGUACAAAAGGCAUGCUACAGGGAGGGCAAAGAAAACAGAUUAUCAGAUUUUAGUCCUCACAGAAAUGUUACCACAGCAGGCUACCUGUAAAAAGCAGUGAGAGAACGGUUGAAUUAUGCAUCCUUUCCAUAGUUAUCCUUUCCUUUAUUAAAAUUUUUAAAUGCAAAUACAUUGACCAUAAUACUACUAUGGCAAGCUCAAAAUAAAUUAUGAACAAAACCAGCAAACAAGAAGAUUAUUUGAUUAAUACCUGUCCUGGGAACAAAAAAUUAAAAUGACUUGACAAUAUCUGGUGAUUCACAGAGAAUCUUAUAGCAUCAUUUACAUUGGAAAGACCUCUAAAAUAAUUAAGUCCAACCAUUAACGUAACACCACUGUGUUCACCACUAAACCAUACCCCUGGUAUGUUUUAGUGGUGAACACACUAAAUCACAUGCAUACACCUUUUGAACACUUCCAAGGACAGUGAUUCCACUGCUUCCCUUGGAUGCCUGUUCCAAUGCCUGACCACUCUUUCAGUGAGUAAACUUGCCCUCAUAUCAAAUCUAAAUCUUCCCUGGCACAACUUGAGGCCAUUUCCUCUGAUCCUCACUUUUUACCCGGGAGAGGUGGCCAACCAACCCCUACCUUGCUACAGCCUCCCUUCAGGGAAUUGUAGAGAGCAGUAACAGUGAACUACAAAAGCCAUGAUGGGCUUUUUUGUUGUGUUUUAAAACCAAACAUCACAAAUUUGACAUUAGAUAGUGCUGUAAGUAUUCAGAGUUGGGUUGGAACUCCAGUUAACAGCAGAAGCAGAGCUCAGGCCUUUGUGAAUGACUAAGACUUUUCUUGCCAUUUGUUAAGAUAACUGUCUCUUUGGGGACUUUGCAAAGACCAGGGGAAUGCUAGUGGGCAGAAACAAGAAAAAAAGGAGAAGAUGCUGCCCAUGGAGUUUGGUGUAAGAGGAGAAAGGUUUAGGCAGUGGACUAUUAGACUGAAAUCAACUCUCCCCUAAGGAGCUUAACCCCACAUGCCCUUUAACCUGCCUUGUGGGUGUGAAAGCAAAAUUAGCAUGUGCUCCAUUGUCAAGAAGGAGGCUGCUAUCUUUCUCAAAACUGGCUUUCUGAGCAGAGAGAUUUCCCAAUCCCACAUUCUUCCCCCCAGUCCUGCUCCACCACAAACCAACAGCAGUUUUAAAGGAAGAGCAGCAUUGCUGUGUGUAAGCGAUAGCACCCCACUGCAGUGUCCAAAGCUGGCACAGAUAGCUUGACAGGCACACGGUGUUACCUGCUGUAACAACACAGGAGGAGCAAGCCUCAGCAUUUGGCCACCAGAGUCAAAUCUGGCUGUUUGAAUGGCCUUUCUGAUGGUCUUUCAUGAUGUGAGCUCCUUCUUUCCCCGGAGCCUUGCCAAGAUGCCGAUGUUCAGCCCUUGGCCCUGCGUGGUGCUGGUACCAGCAAUGUGUUCCCAUGAACUGUCAGCUUGAAAAGCUGUUUAAAUCAUCUAAGAAAAUGUUCUCGCUUGAAGAGUUAUCCAAAGGCAAUCAAAUGUAAUGAGUCUUUAAAUUGACUUAAAUGAGCUGGAAAGCAGACCUCUGAAACAAUUGCAGCUCAGGUUACUUACCCUGCCUGUACUAAGUUAAGGUCUGUGGUGUGAAGUACCUUUUCCCUGAGGCAGCGAUCCAUCAUCAUUGGAGCUGCAGGGCUACAGUAUCUGUUUAAGCUUUGUUGAGCCUCUCAGCAUGGGAGAGAGACCCUGUAGAAACGGGAGAUCAAAUGGUCAGUGCAGCAAUAUUCAGCAAGCAUUCCCCUAAACCUUCAGAGGGAGGGAUUGGAGCUUGGUGUAGCACUCAGAUCCAGUAAGUACUCAACUAGUGGCAUUCUAUCCUGUUUAUUAAGAUUAAAGGUGGUUCUGAAAUGCUUCCUGAGGUUUGCUGUGGGAUUUGGAGGCUCCUGCACAGAGCCCUGUGACCCUUGCAUCUCAGAGGAGAUUUCCUUUGCCACAGAAGGACAGAGAAGGGGCAACUUUGCUCUUAAUCAGAUGGUGCUUUCUGCAAAGUUGUCCCAGUGUUGGGCUGUGUUAUGCAAUAGAUGUACUUAGGUACAUUUUACAUCAAAGGCAGCAGGGCAAACCUCUUCCCUCGCAGCCUGCCAUACCUUGGCCUCCCUUUACCUCUCAGAGACAGGAGAAAUGCCCUGACAUUGAUGCUGGCUGAAGGCAGUCCAGCUCUAAUGCCUGCCCCUCCACACUGACACACAGGGAAACAGGCUUCAUCCUCUGGACUUUACAUCACUCAUUGCUCACACACUGGAGAACUGGACUGGGUGCUGGUUGUCUGAUUAAGUCCUGCUGACUUCAUCUCCAGCUUGAUAAUCCAUUAUCAGAUGGGUUACCAGAUGCUUAAUGAACUGCCACACCACAAUGCUGUCCCCUAAGUGCUGUAGUUUCCACAGUCUUUGCCCUACUUCCUUAGCUCUUUACUGAAGGUGGGAUUGAGCAUCAACUGCCAGAAGGCAUGAACUUAUUUCAUUCACAUUUCUCAGUGUCAUCAAAAUAAAAAUUAUCCUCUCUGCCCUCAGCACUUAUCAGGGGCCAUGCAGUUACAAUUUGUGCAAAGUCAUUCCUUAUGUCCCAACAUGCAGUUACUAUCUUGCACUGAGAUUUUACCUUAUCAAAAUACAGCAGCAGUGAUCAGAAGGGAAGGAGUGAGUAAGUGCUGCCUUUUUGCAGCCCUUUCUUCACAAGGGCAAGAUGUCUCAUUUCAGACAUGUUGGUGAAAAUUUCAUUCUACAUGAGUAUGCUUGAGAAGAGGGCUGGGGGCAGUCUAGCCAAGGGCACAGGUUCAUGGAGCACAGCUCCCUGGAGUGCUGCCCAUUACGCUGGGAUGUUUGUGCUUGCAGUCACUGGGGUGUCUAGGAAGCAGAG